AUGACAUCACCGACCUUGUUAAUAAGGGACUUAGAUGUGAUUAAGAACGUGCUGAUAAAAGAUUUUGAGUAUUUUGAAGAUCGUGUUAAAGAUGUUACACAAGCGCGAAACGGAAUACCUUCCAACAGAAAAGACUUUAUAGAUUUAAUUUUGGAAGCAAAAAAUCAAGGCAAUAUUUUAGAAACUAAAGAAGGCGAUAAUGUGGAAACUACGAUCAAGUGUGUGAAAUUGACUAACGAAGUAAUAGCUGCGCAAGCAUUUAUUUUUUAUACAGCCGGGUACGAAACUAAUGCAACUACUGCGGCAUACAUGUUGUAUGAACUUGCCAUGAAUCCUCAAAUACAAGAAAAAUUAAUAGCAGAAGUUGACGAAGUUCUAAACCGACACGAUGGAAAGAUAUCAUAUGAGUUGAUCAGUGAAUUGCCUUAUAUGGAGAAAGUGCUUAACGAGACUCUUCGAAAAUACCCUGUAAUAGAUAUACAACGACGUGCGAAGGCAAAUUAUAAUAUACCUGGGACAAACAUUACUAUUGAAAAAGGGACAAAUAUAGUGGUGCCAACAUUGGGCAUAAGUUACGAUGAAAAGUACUAUCCAAAUCCUACAAAUUUUGAUCCAGAAAGAUUUUCCCCUGAGAGUGAGAGUAAAAGACACAGUUGUGCUUUUAUUCCUUUUGGUAUUGGUCCUCGGUACUGCAUUGGUAUGAUGUUUGCAAGAAUACAGAGCCGUGUAUUCUUGAUGAAACUCCUGUCUAACUUCCGUGUAGAGACAUCCAAGAAUACACAAACCACCAUCACAUUUAACCCAGGACGCGUUGUUACUGCACCAAAAGACGGGAUAUAUUUAAAUCUUAUUCCAAGAAAAUCACAAUAUGACGCGAAAAACAAGUAAACUAAUGUGAAAACUUUUAAAUUAAACAGUUUUACUCAUAAUAACAAUUACUUUUAUCGAGCGUUAGCUCAGUGUUUCCUGCCACAAACAAGCUAAGUGCUAGAGAGUGAGUAAAUGGCUAUUUUUA
Molecule: messenger RNA, 1015 nt
Organism: Maniola jurtina (meadow brown)
Lineage: Eukaryota; Metazoa; Arthropoda; Insecta; Lepidoptera; Nymphalidae
Product: cytochrome P450 6B6-like
Exons: 4
Coding region: 1-888 (295 amino acids)
Molecular function (GO): heme binding; iron ion binding; monooxygenase activity
Source: RefSeq, a predicted model, not a curated record